Aspergillus melleus is the source of this 1230-nucleotide messenger RNA. Its product is annotated as DUF4129 domain-containing protein. The transcript has a single exon. The coding region runs from base 1 to 1230 and encodes 409 amino acids. The record is from RefSeq and is a predicted model, not a curated record. Lineage: Eukaryota; Fungi; Ascomycota; Eurotiomycetes; Eurotiales; Aspergillaceae.
AUGGCCUGGAAUCCGUAUCGCGUCCUCAAUCACACCGUCUUCAUCGUCCUCUCGAUCAUCCUUUUCUGCCUGGUCGUCUUGACCCCGGCCGACGCCAUUUACCAGUGCUACGUCACCUCACGACUCACUAACAUCUUCAUCAUCACCGGCGGAUACGUGGUGACCAUCAUCCUAGCCGCUUUGAUCUAUGCGACACGCAUCUAUACCAAUCGAACUGUUCUCUCCGGAAUCCCCAAGGCGUGGAUUCCCAUCGAAAAGGAGGAUGUUGGCAAAAGUGUCCGGCGCCUGGUGAUGGAGGGACUGGCUCGUAGCGCCAUCGUGGCCUACCAGGCUCGACCGCGAGAUAUUGACGCAGACGGGGACCGGUUCGCCGACUACCAGAUGCUCGUGGUAGACCGCGACCACCCCCCUUGGGACCACGUCGAACACCCAGGCUGGUCCUCGCCGUCGUCGCCCGAAUUGCCCGAUCUACCCUAUCGCACCGUCCUCCAGGAACUCCCCAACCUGAUCGAAGCCAAGGCGGUUUCUUUAGCGCCCCCGGACCCUUACUUCCCCUUCGAACAUGCCUCCGCCGACAUGGACCCCUCGCCGCCGGACACGCGCGUGGUCGAAAUCCUCCGGCGACCGGCGUCCAUGGGAUUGCGCGAGUAUCUCCAGCACCUGGCCGAGUUUGGCAUGAUUCAGCCGCCGGAAAUUGGCAGCGAAUUCCUUGCCCUCUACGAGCGCGCCCGCUUCUCGUCCCGCGAACUCUACGAAGCCGAAUUCCAAGAGCUGAUGCGAGUCUUUGCAGAACUGCUGCGCGGGAUGGCAUUCUUGGAUCCGCAGGCCCUGGGCGGAAUCCGAGCCGAAAGCUCUCGCGGAGAUAGCGAGUCCGUCAUCGGCCCGUCGGACGAGGAGGGGGAGACGGACACGAUGGACUUUCCCGGUAGCGAGGCGCUGUCCCGUGGUCGCAGUUACAGUCCGCGGCCGUCGAACGCGUCAACCUGGGAGGAGCGCUCCAUUUACAGUACUCCACCGAGACAGAAUGGCGGGCCGCGAUACCGGGAACCACAGCACACGCUGGCCGUCCCUCGGACACCAUCAAUGCGCUCGCUUCGACAGGUGCGAUCGAACACGUCGGGGAGCUCAGGAGGCAGCGUCAUCCGUCUGGCUGAUCCUCGCGGGCCGAAUGAUCUGCCGUAUACAUUCAAUUUCAAUAUGAGCAAUCGUCCAUACACGCCGUCGCAAUAG